Molecule: messenger RNA, 612 nt
Organism: Branchiostoma floridae (Florida lancelet)
Lineage: Eukaryota; Metazoa; Chordata; Leptocardii; Amphioxiformes; Branchiostomatidae
Product: multiple epidermal growth factor-like domains protein 10
Exons: 5
Coding region: 37-612 (191 amino acids)
Source: RefSeq, a predicted model, not a curated record
AAGCAGAAUGCUGACCAGAACACCGUUGUAUGCGAGAUGCCUUUUACAACAGUGGAAACAAUUGUAACAAACCUAACAGUAACAGCCUGUCCCAUCGGGCGGUUCGGCCGGUUCUGUGCGGAACGCUGCCAGUGUUAUAACGGAGCCUCAUGCCACAGCUUCAACGGGGCGUGCAGGUGCGCCCCUGGCUGGAGGGGAAGGAACUGCAACAUAGAAUAUUCAGUCUUGAGCAUCGAAAGUCCAACAACUGAUCUGAUAGACUUGCGGUAUGGACAGGACCUACAGCUCAGAUGCAUUGGCCACAAUAUCCAAGUCACGAACGUCACCUGGCUCUUUGGGAAUAAUUCCCCAGACAUCACAAUCAGUGGUUCUACAUCUACUCUACACUACAAAUCAUUCCUGCCUGAACACGAGGGAAACGUGACAUGUGAGGCGUUCGCCACCAACGGAGACAAAUUCAGAGUCACUGAGCAGAUAAGAAUAGCAGGCUGCCAGGAUAAUUUUUACGGCCAGGAGUGUAACCGGGUAUGCAACUGUACCGAGUGGCAGACAUGCUAUAGGGACAUGGGCUGCGCACCAGGUGAUGCACAUUAUGGACCCGGGCGUCCAUGA